Molecule: messenger RNA, 402 nt
Organism: Cylicocyclus nassatus
Lineage: Eukaryota; Metazoa; Nematoda; Chromadorea; Rhabditida; Strongylidae
Source: the annotation of a GenBank genome assembly
AUGCGUUGUUGCGCGCUUGGAAUUGCCCUUGUGAUCCUGGUCAACGGGCAGUUCAACAUUCCCAUACCGUUCGGAAAUAUUGGGUUACAAAAGAAUGCGGAGGGAAAUCUCGAAAUCACUUCUAACGAAGGAUUCAACCUAUUCGGAUAUGGAGGAAAGCGAAAUCUGAAAGUGAUAACAGGAAAUGGAACGUUCCAUAUUGAAAAGGAAGAUGUCGGCCUCGUCAAUGGUUCGCAAUUUGGUGGAUCAGGAGCAUUCAGUUUUGACAAGCAGAAAGGGAUUGAUAUCGGGCAAAAUGUCACAUUGGGAGACAAAACAGCUGUGGGUGGUCCCGGUCGAGAAGGUGGCUUUCUUGUGGAAUUGUUACGAGCACUGCAAAGUUUAACAAAGAUGCAUUCCUAG